This is a messenger RNA of Eubalaena glacialis (North Atlantic right whale), 1674 nucleotides long. RefSeq names its product acyl-CoA thioesterase 12 (gene ACOT12). Bases 1 to 1674 code for a protein of 557 amino acids. NCBI's taxonomy places the organism in Eukaryota, Metazoa, Chordata, Mammalia, Artiodactyla, Balaenidae. The transcript has 15 exons. Gene Ontology annotation, cellular component: extracellular exosome. The record is from RefSeq and is a predicted model, not a curated record. Gene Ontology annotation, molecular function: acetyl-CoA hydrolase activity; lipid binding.
AUGGAGCUGGAGCGGUCGGCGCCCGGCGAGGUGUGCAUGAGCCAGGCCAUCCAGCCCACGCACGCCAACCUCCGCGGAGAGCUGAGCGCCGCUCAGCUGCUCAAGUGGAUCGAUGCUACCGCCUGCCUGGCGGCUGAAAAACAUGCUGGGGUUUCCUGUGUUACAGCCUCAGUGGAUGACAUACAAUUUGAGGAGACAGCUAGAGUUGGACAAGUUAUAACCAUCAAAGCAAAAGUUACUAGAGCGUUCAGCACAAGCAUGGAGAUCAGCAUCAAGGUCACAGUACAGGACAUGUUCACUGGCAUUGAGAAACUUGUUAGUGUGGCUUUUUCUACGUUUGUAGCCAAACCAGUUGGAAAAGAAAAGAUUCAUUUAAAACCAGUCACACUUCUAACUGAACAAGAUCAUGUGGAACAUAAUCUGGCUUCUGAGAGAAGGAAAGUUCGAUUACAACAUGAAGAUACUUUUAAAAACUUGAUGAAGGAAAGUGGCAAGUUUGAUGAUCCCACUUGUGAUGAAGAAGAAGGAACGGUUUCCACGAUGGGCACCUCUGUGCAGAGCAUUGAACUUGUCCUCCCACCCCAUGCAAACCAUCAUGGAAAUACAUUUGGUGGCCAGAUCAUGGCUUGGAUGGAGACGGUGGCUACUAUUUCUGCAAGCCGCCUGUGUCGAGCGCAUCCCCUUCUGAAGUCCGUGGACAUGUUUAAGUUCCGGGGACCAUCUACAGUUGGAGAUCGUCUUGUCUUCAAUGCCAUUGUCAACAAUACAUUUCAGACCUGUGUCGAAGUGGGAGUACGCGUGGAGGCCUUUGACUGCCAGGAGUGGUCUGGGGGCCAGGGCCGUCAUAUCAACAGUGCUUUUCUCAUUUAUAAUGCUGUCAAUGAUAAGGAAGAACUGAUCACAUUUCCCAGAAUCAAACCGAUGUCAAAGGAUGAUUUUAGACGGUAUCGUGGAGCUCUUGCACGCAAGAGAAUUCGCCUAGGCAGAAAAUACAUUAUUUCCCACAAAGGAGAGGUUCCACUUUGCAUACACUGGGAUACUGGCAACCAGGUAUCCUUGAGUAAUGGCAAUGUGGAGGCUCUCAAAAGCCUGGCGGCCAAAAGUGGUUGGGAGGUUACCAGUGCUGUGGAAAAGAUAAAAAUAUAUACUCUGGAAGAGCACAGUAUUUUAUCUGUUUGUGUUGAAAAGCAUGUGGAAAGACCAGCACACUUGGCUUAUCAUCUCUUGUCCGACUUUACCAAGCGACCUUUGUGGGACCCCCAUUACAUGUCCUGUGAAGUCAUAGACUGGGUAAGUGAAGAUGAUCAGAUAUAUUAUAUCACUUGUCCUGUGGUGAAUGAUGACAAACCCAAAGACUUGGUAGUACUUGUUUCACGAAGAAGGCCUCUCAAAGAUGGUCACACUUACACGGUGGCAGUGAGGUCAAUUAUUCUGCCAUCAGUCCCACCUUCUCCACAGUACGUCAGAAGUGAGAUCAUAAGUGCCGGAUUUCUCAUCCGUGCUAUUGACAGCAGUUCAUGUACCGUAUCUUACUUUAACCAGAUUUCUGCUAGCACCCUUCCUUACUUUGCUGGAAAUCUUGGUGGCUGGUCAAAAUCCAUUGAAGAGACAGCAGCCUCCUGUAUACAAUUCAUAGAGAACACUACUGAUGAUGGGUUGAUAAGCAUAUUUUAA